AUGCAGUGGGUGAAGGUGCUGGGAGGGGUGGUGGGGGCCGCUGCCCUCUUGGGGCUGGGGAUCAUUGUGGGUCACUUUGCCAUCCCCAAGGGGGCUGACUCGCCAGCCCCCAGUGCCUCAGCCUCCCAGGACCUGGACAUGGAGAUCCUCAAGACUGUCAUAGAACAGCUAGAUGCCGACAGGAUCCGGGAGAACCUUAGAGAACUCUCCAAGGAGCCGCAUCUGGCCACCAGCCCCUGGGAUGAGGCGUUGGUGCAGCUGCUGCUGCAGCGCUGGCAGGACCCGGAGUCAGGCCUGGACUCAGCCAGGACCACUGAGUACGAAGUGCUGCUGUCCUUCCCCAGCGAGGAGCAGCCUAACCGUGUGGAUGUGGUGAACUCCACUGGGGCCAUCCUCUUCUCCUGCCGACACAGCGAAGAGAACCUGACUGGGGAGCAGGGGGGCCCCAACGUGGUGCCGCCGUAUGCUGCCUAUGCUCCCCCGGGAACCCCACAGGGCCCCCUCGUCUAUGCCAACCAGGGCUCGGAAGAAGACUUCAAGGAACUACAGAACAAGGAAGUCAAACUCCAAGAUAGCAUCGUCUUGACCCGCUAUGGGGGUGUAGGGCGCGGGGCUAAGGCUGUGAAUGCUGCCAAGUACGGGGUGAUUGGAGUGCUAGUGUACACGGAUCCCAAAGACAUCAACGACGGGAAGAGCUUGCCAAAUGAGACCUUCCCACACUCCUGGUGCCUGCCUCCCUCGGGCGUGGAGCGAGGCUCCUACUUCGAGUAUUUUGGGGACCCCUUGACUCCUUACCUUCCAGCUACGCCCUCCUCCUUCCGCCUAAACUCUGACAAUGUCUCUGGAUUUCCCCCAAUUCCCAUUCAGCCCAUUGGCUUCGAGGAUGCACAGGUCCUUCUCUGUAACCUUGGAGGAAACUUAGCGCCGGCUGACUGGCAGGGAGGACUGGGCUGUGACUACAAUUUGGGGCCAGGCUUCCGGUCGAACGGUACCUUCCCAGAAGACAGCCAGGUGAACGUGAGUGUCCACAACCGCCUGGAGCUGCGGAACUCCUCCAAUGUCCUGGGGAUCAUCCGCGGGGCUGUGGAGCCAGACCGCUACGUGCUAUAUGGAAACCACCGGGACAGCUGGGUUCACGGGGCCGUGGACCCCAGCACUGGUACUGCCGUCCUCCUGGAGCUCUCCCGCGUCCUGGGGACUCUGCUGAAGAAGGGCACCUGGCGUCCCCGCAGAUCAAUCGUGUUUGCCAGCUGGGGGGCAGAGGAGUUUGGGCUCAUCGGCUCCACAGAAUUCACGGAGGAGUUCUUCAGCAAGCUGCAGGAGCGCGCCGUGGCCUACAUCAACGUGGACAUCUCGGUGUUUGCCAAUGCCACCCUGAGGGUGCAGGGCACGCCCCCGAUCCAAAGCGUCGUCUUCUCUGCUGCCAAACAGAUCUCCGCACCGGGCUCCAGCGGUCUCAGCAUCUAUGACAAUUGGAUCCGAUAUUACAACCGUAGCAGUUCCGUGUACGGCCUGGUCCCCAGUGUGGGGACUCUGGGAGCUGGCAGCGACUAUGCCCCCUUCAUUCACUUCUUGGGCAUCUCCUCCAUGGACAUCGCCUACACCUAUGACCGGAGCAAGACCUCAGCCCGGAUCUACCCCACCUACCACACAGCCUUUGACACCUUUGAUUACGUGAACAAGUUUUUGGACCCUGGUUUCACCAGCCAUCAGGCUGUGGCCCGGACUGCGGGAAGCGUGCUUCUCCGGCUCAGUGACAGCCUCUUCCUGCCUCUUAACGUCAGUGACUACAGCGAGACCCUCCGCGGCUUCCUGCAGGCUGCCGAAAACCUCAGGGUCCUACUGGAGCAGCACAAUAUCAGCCUCGCACCUUUGGUGACCGCGGUGGAGAAGUUUGAGGGGGCAGCCACGUCGUUCAACCAACGCAUAGCAACACUGCAAAAGGGCACCUCUGAUCCCCUGCAGGUGCGGAUGAUCAAUGACCAGCUGAUGCUCUUGGAACGGACUUUCCUCAACUCACAAGCCUUCCCAGAAGAGCGCUACUACAGCCAUGUGCUCUGGGCACCCCGGACCGGCUCUGUGGCCACAUUCCCUGGCCUGUCCAAUGCCUACUCCCAGGCGGAGAACACAGGCCACGAACCUGCAGCCUGGGCUGAGGUGCAGAGACAGCUCAGCAUCGUGGUGGCAGCCCUGGAGGGCGCGGCUGCCACCCUGAGGCCCGUGGCUGAUCUCUGA
Budorcas taxicolor (takin) is the source of this 2235-nucleotide messenger RNA. RefSeq names its product N-acetylated alpha-linked acidic dipeptidase like 1 (gene NAALADL1). The transcript is spliced from 18 exons. Gene Ontology annotation, molecular function: carboxypeptidase activity. Lineage: Eukaryota; Metazoa; Chordata; Mammalia; Artiodactyla; Bovidae. The coding region runs from base 1 to 2235 and encodes 744 amino acids. The record is from RefSeq and is a predicted model, not a curated record.